Saccharomyces kudriavzevii IFO 1802 is the source of this 1968-nucleotide messenger RNA. RefSeq names its product Hda3p (gene HDA3). The record is from RefSeq and is a predicted model, not a curated record. The transcript has a single exon. Gene Ontology annotation, cellular component: nucleus; HDA1 complex. Bases 1 to 1968 code for a protein of 655 amino acids. Lineage: Eukaryota; Fungi; Ascomycota; Saccharomycetes; Saccharomycetales; Saccharomycetaceae.
AUGGAUUUACUGCGUAUUCUAGAUACAAAGCCAAUACCUACAAUUAUUGAUGCUACUACCCUGGGAAUCUCCGGCAACACAUCCGGCGAUUAUUGGCUGCCGACAACAAUGUCACUUUACCAAAAGGAACUCACAGAUCAGAUAGUGUCAUUGCACUAUUCUGAUAUUUUGAGAUAUUUUGAAACAUCUUAUUACAAGGAAGAUGUUAUUCUCGAGUCUAUGAGGACUAUGUGUUUAAACGGUUCAUUAGUAGCAACUCAUCCAUAUCUGCUAAUAGAUCAUUACAUGCCUAAAUCGUUAAUAACUAGAGAUGUUCCUGCUCAUUUGGCGGAGAACAGUGGGAAGUUUAGUGUUUUAAGAGACCUUAUAAACCUUGUUCAAGAAUAUGAAACUGAAACGGCCAUUGUUUGUAGGCCGGGAAGAACAAUGGAUUUGCUAGAGGCCUUACUUUUGGGAAAUAAAGUACAUAUUAAAAGAUAUGAUGGUCAUUCUAUCAAGUCAAAACAAAAAUCCAAUGAUUUCUCGUGUACGGUUCAUUUAUUCUCCUCUGAAGGGUUGAAUUUGGCACAAUAUCCGAUAAAAUCGAAGGCUCGAUUCGACAUGCUAAUCUGCUUAGAUACUACAGUGGAUACAAGCCAUAAAGAUACACAAUAUUUGUUGCAAUAUAAAAGGGAGAAGAGAGGUUUUGAAAGAUAUGCCCCAAUUGUUAGGCUGGUGGCGAUCAAUUCGAUUGAUCAUUGUACGUUAUUCUUUAGUAAAAAAUUUGAUAAGAGUAGUAGAGAAUAUUUGGAGAGUGUCACUGCAGCUAUGGUGAUUUUGAGGGAUCGUUUGGGCACACUCCCUCCAGAUCUGAGGCCUAUUUAUUCACAAAAAUUACACUAUUUAGUAGAGUGGCUAGAAAAUCCAACUGUACCGUGGCCCUUACCAGAUAUUUACCCGUUAAAGCGAUAUACCUCCAUGGAUGUAGAAAGGUCUCUGUUAACGGAAGUUCAUUUCAAAAAGUCAGAUGACCAACUAGAAGAGGCUUUUGCGAACUGUUCCAAGAAGAGAGGGCGGCAUGGGGCUAAUAAAACAUCUUCUUCUACUAUUAUCGGAACUGAGGAUAAUGAUACUCCAAGUUUCUAUUCCACCAAAAGGUUGAAAAAUGAUUAUUACACAAAUCCCUUAAAACAAGACAUGACACAACUAACAGGUAUUACUACUGCUGACAACUCCUCCAAUGUAAAUUAUCAUUUGUCAAGUGGAAUUAUUACUCAUAAACUUAUUCAAUCGAUGGGGGAAGUUUAUAUGGAUAUUUGCUUGCAAAAUCAAGAGCUGAAUGAUUACUCAUGCUUAAAUGAUUUGCAAAAUGAACAUUUACAAUUCUUCUCAAAUGAAGAUGAAAAAAUUGUCAAAGAGUAUGAUACUGAAUUAAGAACACAUAAUGAUAAUUUAAACAAGUCGCACGAACUAGAAGUUGAAAACAAUUCAAAAUUUUUUCAAAUUGAAACGUUGGAAAAUGAAAUUGGAAUCUUGAAAGAAGCUCUAGUGGCUCAAGGCGAAAGAUCUUCUAAGUUAAAGGAUGCAUUUAUCAGAACUAUCAAUACGCAGGACGAGAUCGAAAAGGAAGAAAGAAUAACGAAAUCAAAAAAUACCGAAAAAAAAUACAUGGAACAAGAAAUCAAAAGAGCCGCUGAUGCUAUAAGAGAAAAUGAGGAGGAGACACGUAAACUUGGUGACAGAAGAAGAGAAUUAGAAAAUGAACUGAAACUGAAAUUAGAGGCCUCUGAGGCCUCUAAAAAGGAACUAAAUGAGAAAAUUGGUUUUUUGAAGGAGGAAAUUAACCUAGAAAAUGAUAUUAAAGAAGAGCUACUAGAACAACUGUCCAAGACAAUGGAGAAUCUGGAAAACUCAACAAUACCACGAGUACGUACCCAAAAUGGAAAUACAAAAAAAAAAUUAAAAACCAAAAAACCAGGUAAUAUAUAA